This is a messenger RNA of Toxorhynchites rutilus septentrionalis, 1693 nucleotides long. RefSeq names its product pupal cuticle protein-like. The record is from RefSeq and is a predicted model, not a curated record. The coding region runs from base 142 to 1350 and encodes 402 amino acids. The transcript is spliced from 4 exons. NCBI's taxonomy places the organism in Eukaryota, Metazoa, Arthropoda, Insecta, Diptera, Culicidae.
GCUCCUUCGGAUUGGUUAGGCACAGUUUGCAAACAGUCCUGGUGGAGGAUCACUCGUCAGGAGGUUUCAAGGCACUCAAUAAGCCCAAGAUCAUCAGGUGUUAAAGUUUUGUCGACGGAAUCGAUAGUGAAAUUUCCAACAAUGAAAGUUCUCGUCGUGGGAUCCGUUCUGCUGCUGGCGUCAGUCGCUUCCGCCUCGUACUGGGGAUACGUUCCGGCCGAUACCCCUGAGGUAGCAGCCGCCAAAGCCGCCCAUUUGGCCGCCCACCAGGCCGCUGGUGGACACCUGGGACAUGCCGCCGGACCAGUGGACACACCCGAAGUUCAGCAUGCUAAGGCCGCCCACUUUGCCGCUCAUGCUGCUGCCCGUGCCGGACAUCCAGGAGCAGGAGCUGUCGGCCCAGCAUGGCACGGAGCCCCAGCUGCUGCCGUCCAUGGCGGUUGGUAUGGUGCUGGUGCCUGGCACGGACCACAGCACAUCCCAGUGAUCCACAACGGAGUGCCGGUCGAUACCCCCGAAGUGCAACACGCCAAGGCCUCCCAUCUGGCUGCCCUUGCCUCGGCAGGUGCCGGAGCUCAUUGGGGUGGACACGGACACGGACACGAAGAUGACGGUUCGUACAAACCCCACUGGGACGGCCAUCACUACUGGCACAGUUUGCAAACAGUCCUGGUAGAGAAGCACUCGUCAGGAGGUUUCAAGGCGCUCAAUAGCUCAAGAAAACAAUUCGUGUUUCGUCGAAAGAUCCCCAACCGAAAUUCCAAAAUGAAAGCUUUCAUCGCUGUCUUUGUUCUGGCCACCGCCGCUUCCGCCUUGCAACACUUCCCAGCCGACACUCCCGAAGUGCAGCACGCCAAGGCCCAGCAUCUGGCUGCUCACGCUGCUGCCCGCUCCGGACACUCGAUUGCCGCCCCAGCCUGGCACCCUGCCGCUCCAGCCUGGCACGCUGCCGCUCCAGCUUGGCACGGAGCUCCAGCAGCCGUCCAUGGACCAGUUGACACCCCCGAAGUUCAGCAGGCUAAGGCCGAGCAUCUUGCCGCCCAUGCUGCUGCCCGUUCCGGACACUCGCUCCCAGUAGCCGCCCAUGCCUGGAACGCUGCACCGGUCGCUGCUCAUGCCUGGAACGCUGCCCCAGUUGCUGCCCACGAUUGGCAUGGAGCUGGUGCCUGGCACGGACCUCAGCACAUCCCAGUGAUCCACAAUGGAGUCCCAGUCGAAACCCCAGAAGUUCAGCACGCCAGAGCCGUCCAUUUGGCUGCCCACUCCGGAGUCGUUGGCGCUGGUCACUGGGCUCCAUCCCACGAGGAUGAUGGCUCCUACAAGCCACACUGGGAUCAUCACCACUACUAAGUGGUAGUGCUUCAAGAUACUCAACCUUUGCGUAAAAACUAGUAGAAGUCGAAUACCAAAAGUCACUCAGCACCUCUUCAUCAUACCUUUUGUAAAAAAAAAUCUUCAAAACGUUAGAGCUUCGGAUGUUAAUAGUCAUAUAGUCGAAUACUAUUGAGUGCGUACCUGUCGAAUGUAAAAGAAGAGUUUUCCCGCCUGCAUCCGAUCAUCUCAGCGCGGUGGGAAUAGCUUCCCCAUUUUUGAUAGCCACCCAAAUGGUAGUUAGUAAAAGUAAGAACGGAACUUAUCCUGAUAUCAGCUGUAAUAAAGAGAAAUAAGUUAAUGAAUGCACCUUAAAAUUGAA